AUGUGUUCUAUUCCUGCAGACCGUGCCGCCGUGCAUACAGGAGGAGUGCAACAGUCAACGUCCAGCUACGAUAAAGCACGAAUCAGAAGCCCUCUCCCCUCCUCUAUUGUGGGCAAAUUCUACCCUGGCCCAUCCAAUCGCUUCGAGCCUCAACGGAAGCAUGGGAACGAGGUUCAUGGAGUUCCUAAUUCAAGGUCAGCGGUUACAGGACGAGAGCAAGCUGAUAUUUCGUCACACCGAUCCAGACCUGUACUUGAGUCGAUCGACUUCUGGACCGACUAG
This is a messenger RNA of Amorphotheca resinae ATCC 22711, 282 nucleotides long. RefSeq lists its product as hypothetical. The transcript has 3 exons. Bases 1 to 282 code for a protein of 93 amino acids. Lineage: Eukaryota; Fungi; Ascomycota; Leotiomycetes; Helotiales; Amorphothecaceae. The record is from RefSeq and is a predicted model, not a curated record.